Messenger RNA from Grus americana (Whooping crane), 381 nucleotides. Its product is annotated as feather keratin 1-like. Gene Ontology annotation, molecular function: structural constituent of cytoskeleton. Gene Ontology annotation, cellular component: intermediate filament. The coding region runs from base 76 to 381 and encodes 101 amino acids. The transcript has 2 exons. The record is from RefSeq and is a predicted model, not a curated record. Lineage: Eukaryota; Metazoa; Chordata; Aves; Gruiformes; Gruidae.
GAGCCCUAUAAAAGCGGGUCCUUCUCCUCACUCUCUCAUCCAGUCCUCUUGCCUCUAUCUCCUUGGGAAGAAGACAUGUCCUGCUACAACCAGUGCCUGCCCUGCCAGCCCUGCGGCCCGACCCCGCUGGCCAACAGCUGCAACGAGCCCUGCGUCAGGCAGUGCCAGGACUCCACCGUCGUCAUCCAGCCCUCCCCCGUGGUGGUGACCCUGCCCGGCCCCAUCCUCAGCUCCUUCCCGCAGAGCACCGCCGUGGGAUCCUCCACCUCCGCUGCCGUUGGCAGCAUCCUCAGCUCUGAGGGAGUGCCCAUCUCCUCCGCGGGCUUUGGCCUCUCCGGCUUCGGCAGCCGCAACUGCAGCAGGAGGUGCCUCCCCUGCUAA